UGUUAGUUGCUCCCAGGCGCGCAGUCGCGUUAGAGUAGCAUGGCAGCUCGCCAAAAGGACGUGAAAAAGUCGCGAAAGUCCGGCACUUCUCCGUACUGCUGCGUGUAUGGCUGCCAUAAUAGCUAUAGGAACACUGUUGGAAAACUACCGCCUGUAAAAUUCUACCGGUUCCCAUUGAAAUCAUACGAAAAUGAAAGAAGACAACGUUGGAUCACGGCUGUGCGGCGCGCAAGCCCGAACGGCGAGCAGUGGCAGCCGGUGCGGAAUCAGACGCGCAUUUGCAGCGUCCACUUUGUUGGGAACGAAAAGAGCUCGAUAGCUCAGCACCCAGCGUACGUGCCGACAUUAUUUCCCUCGUGCUACAAAAAAGAUGAUGGUGUGUUGCCCAAGACGAAGCUCGAGAGGUACCAAAGGCUUCAGCGGCGCAGAUCGUAUCUGCUAGUCGCUAAACCACCGUCAUCAGUCGAUCCACCUGAAAAUCCAGACAUCGAGGAAUCCGUUGCAGGCUCACCGCGAGACGCACCUGAAGUGGCCGAUAACACGUCCAACAGAUUUGUCUCCGUGGCGACUCAGACAGAAAAAGACUCGUCUCUGGGACCAUGCAAUCUGUUUCUUUCUGUCGUCACCCAGCGUACUGCUUCGACGCAAGUGUCACAUGUCAAUACCAUCGACAAAAGUGCGCAGGCGGAAACUGCAACGAGCUCUACAGCAAGUGGCCCUGAGGAGCGCAGUUGUGUGUUCCUUGGUUAUGACUCCUUGUGUGGAAGAGUGGACGCUUUCAGAGAACUAUGUGGUGUGAACGCAAAUGUUUUUGCUCUGCUAAUGUCUCUGUUUUCGUCUGUGGUUGUACGGUGCAUUGAUGUCCCUGUGCCACAAAAGUUGGUGAUAUUUUUAAUGAAGAUGAAGCUUGGCAUAUCAUUCGCAAGCAUAGCCGUUCUUUUUGGUCUGCAUCGAACAGCUGUCAGCCGCAUAUUUUUUUUUUUGAGAAAUCUUCUGUCCUCAAUGGAACAGUUCAUUCCCGAGCCGUCACAGGCUAACGUAAGAGCAACAAUGCCAGCUUGUUUCAAGCUCCAUUAUCCUAACUGCCGCUUCAUCAUUGAUUGCACAGAAGUGAGGACAGAAGAGCCGCCCACUGUAGAGCAGCGACGAAGCUUAUUUUCUCAUUACAAAGGGUGCUACACGAUAAAGUUUCUUAUUGCAAUUUUGCCGAAUGGUGCUGUGACAUUUGUGUCAAAGGCCUAUGGAGGUCGUGCCUCAGAUACGCAUAUCACACUCGAGUCAGGCUUCCUCGACAGGAUUGAACCAGGUGAUGUCGUCCUCGCUGACAAAGGUUUUCCUGGUAUCAGAGCACCAGUGGAAGGCAGUAAAGGAAUUGUUAUCUUGCCCCCUUUCUCAAGAGGUAAUGUGCAGUUUACUCAUGAGGAGCUGCAACAGACAUACCAUAUUGCACAAGUACGCAUUCAUGUUGAACGAGCAAUCCAGCGCAUCAAGAUGUUCAAUAUUGUUAACGCACGUGUUCCUAACGACCUGAUACCUCAUAUGAGUGACAUUAUGCGUAUGUGCUGCAUACUUGUGAAUUUGCAGCCAUCAAUCUUAAGUGCACAAAGGCAUGAAAACACUCAAAAUUGAUGCUUGACACUCAGCUGCUCACUGCUGUAAUUCAGCAUAAGAUAUGCUUUUCUUAAAUACCUUUAAUUAUUGUAGGGUAUGCUCGAUUCAUUGCAAGCUCUCACAGUGUCAGUGUUCCAUCUGCAUUUAUUUGUGAAAUAAGUAGAAAAGCUCGUCAAUUGACAGGGGU
Dermacentor silvarum is the source of this 1798-nucleotide messenger RNA. RefSeq lists its product as uncharacterized. Lineage: Eukaryota; Metazoa; Arthropoda; Arachnida; Ixodida; Ixodidae. Bases 40 to 1629 code for a protein of 529 amino acids. The transcript is spliced from 4 exons. The record is from RefSeq and is a predicted model, not a curated record.